This is a messenger RNA of Dentiscutata erythropus, 798 nucleotides long. Lineage: Eukaryota; Fungi; Glomeromycota; Glomeromycetes; Diversisporales; Gigasporaceae. The record is from the annotation of a GenBank genome assembly.
AUGGAUGAACCACAAAAAAUCCUCAGAGUAUCUAUUCUUCUCGCAGGUACACCGAUACCAGAGAUAAUCGAAAAAUUUGGGCAUUAUGGCAAACAAAUUUCAGAUCUUUUGCAAAAUGCUAUUAAUAGUAGCGAGCAGAAACUAUCGUUGAUAAUUAAAAAUUAUGAUGUAGAAAAUAUGGAGUUUCCUGAAGAAGACGACUUGCUGAAAACGGAUGGCAUUAUAAUUACCGGUUCUGCUUAUGAUGAUAUUCCAUGGAUUAAUCGCCUCACUGAUUUUACGAAACUUAUUAUCGACAAACAUCAACAUAUUAAAUUAAUCGGUAUUUGUUUUGGUCACCAAAUUGUAGCCAGAGCCGCAGGUGGCCAGGUUAUUAAAAACCCAUUGGGUUGGGAGAUUGGUGUAACAGAAGUUUCACUUACUGAUAUUGGAGAAAAUUUUUUUAAGAUAGACAGUAAAGUUUUGCGUAUUCAACAAAUGCAUCAAGAUCAUGUGAAUAUUUUGCCUAAAAAUUUUCAUAAUUUAGGGUUUACUUCAAAAUCUCCAUUUCAAGGAAUGAUAAAAGUAAAUCAAGUCUUAACAGUUCAAGGUCAUCCUGAAUUUGUUGGUGAAGCAGAAAAGUUAUUAAUUAAUGCUCGAUUAAAUAAAGGAAUUUUUACUCCAGAAUUUGCACAAGCCGGGUUGAAAACUGCUGAUUAUGAAGAUGAUAGAUUAUUAAUUGGACAAAAAUUUAUUGAAUUUAUGAUUACUCAUUAUUUUCCCAAUUCGGUCAAACCACCGAUUUCAGCUAGCAUCUUA